CUUCCUCUGACCAUUUUUAAUUUAUUGUAGUCCUAAGGAUACCCCUUUUCUGAACCAUGCAUAGUAUUUCUGUAGUAUUAUAAUGUUCAAUGGAUCUGAAAAUUCAUCUUUGCCUCUGCUACUCUCAGAAUUUCAUGGUCUGAAAUAAGGAUCUAAAGCAGAAAUUAUAGAUCCUAAAAUUUUUCACUGUGUAGAGUUUGGACCAUCAUUGUUCUACUCAAGAUUUAGUUUGUGAAAGACAUCUUUGGAAAUGAGAUACUUAGAAGACAAAGGAUGCUAUAACAAUCAUGGACCAACACAAGAGAUCCCAAAUAACAGUGCCGUGUAUUCAGAGUUUCACAAAGGAAAGGACGCUACUCGUAUCCCCCAACACCACCAUCGAACAACUAUGGGAAAACCAACCCCUUCUAAGUGGGAUGAUGCACAAAAGUGGCUUGUGGGAUUGUCAAAAGGAGGAGAGAAAAGUCACUCCAAAAACAGACCAAGAAACUCAAACGCAGAUGAUUUGAGACUGAUAGCUCCUGUGCCACAGAAGGAGCAUGAUUACUCAAGUAGUGAGAAGGAAGAGGAAGACAACGAUGCAUCAUCUCAUGAUUUGGUGACUACUUCUAGUGCCAAUGCCAUUGCUGCUCAAUAUGAAGCUGAUGCCAAAAGGGUAGAAUGUGACGAGUCAAAUUGGAGAAACAGUAUUAAGCCUUCAGAAAACACAAUCCAGGUCCAAUCAAUAUGUUUCAGAGACAUGGGAACUGAGAUGACACCAAUUGCUAGUCAAGAGCCUUCAAGAACUGGCACCCCAAUUAGAGCCACAACUCCUGCAACUAGAAGCCCUAUUCAUUCAGGGACCUCAACCCCAAUGAGAGCUCAAAAUGGGUUGCAAGUUGUUGAGGGUGACCGUAACACUGCUAGGCACUGUGCAGAAGGAUCAACAAGCCCCUGUAAGAGGGUUGAAGAUCAAGCUAGAAAGUUGGGUCCUCUAGAAAGCCGAGCAAUGGCUUGGGAUGAGGCAGAACGAGCCAAAUACAUGGCCAGGUUCAAGCGUGAAGAGGUGAAGAUUCAAGCCUGGGAAAAUCACCAGAUUAGAAAAGCUGAAAUGGAGAUGAAGAAAAUGGAGGUGAAAGCUGAGAGAAUGAAAGCUUUGGCACAAGAAAGGUUUGCAAAUAAACUGGCUUCGACUAAGAGGGUAGCUGAAGAGAAACGGGCAAAUGCACAGGUGAAGCUGAAUGACAAGGCUUUGAGGACUACCGAAAGGGUAGAGUAUAUACGUCGAACAGGACAUGUGCCAUCUUCUUUCUCUUUCAACUUUAAGUUGCCUUCCAUGUGUUGGUAGCAAUUUUGCAAUUUUGCAAUUUUGCAACUGUUUCUUUCCUGUCUAUCCCAUCACAAUUUACUGUGCUACUUCUAAAAUAAUAUUGCAAGUUCCAUGCUGUUUUCUUCCUCUCCUGGUGUGCUCUCUAUAAGAACAUCUUUAUUUGUUGUCUGCUUUA
Molecule: messenger RNA, 1484 nt
Organism: Vigna radiata var. radiata (mung bean)
Lineage: Eukaryota; Viridiplantae; Streptophyta; Magnoliopsida; Fabales; Fabaceae
Exons: 4
Coding region: 251-1327 (358 amino acids)
Source: RefSeq, a predicted model, not a curated record